AUGAGCCGCUCCUCCGGCCGUCCUCUGGGAAUACACAACUUCUUGUUACACGGUGUCAUCCAGGGCUUCCUCCUUCGGCCGUAUGUCAGGUCUGGAGAGGAGGAGGAGCAACAUUAUGGAGAGGAGCCAGAGAGAAGGACAACUGGACGUGAUUGCCUUAGUUCCAGCGAGGAUGGUGCCCGAGUCCAAUACGACCCACCUCUACAGUUCCGUCCAAUACAAACUUCCAACCCUCAUCAUCCCCUUUACGCCACUCGUAAACCCCCGGUCAUCAGAUAUGUAUAA
Messenger RNA from Nezara viridula (southern green stink bug), 285 nucleotides. The record is from the annotation of a GenBank genome assembly. NCBI's taxonomy places the organism in Eukaryota, Metazoa, Arthropoda, Insecta, Hemiptera, Pentatomidae.